This is a messenger RNA of Coregonus clupeaformis (lake whitefish), 1109 nucleotides long. It is a transcript of the gene pcmt1, whose product is annotated as protein-L-isoaspartate (D-aspartate) O-methyltransferase. The transcript is spliced from 8 exons. Gene Ontology annotation, biological process: protein modification process. The record is from RefSeq and is a predicted model, not a curated record. NCBI's taxonomy places the organism in Eukaryota, Metazoa, Chordata, Actinopteri, Salmoniformes, Salmonidae. Gene Ontology annotation, cellular component: cytoplasm. Bases 119 to 802 code for a protein of 227 amino acids. Gene Ontology annotation, molecular function: protein-L-isoaspartate (D-aspartate) O-methyltransferase activity.
GUCGCGUGACGUAUCCCCUCCAUCUGUUUUGGAGGUUGUCAGUUUCGUAGGCAAAGGAGUUUGCGCAGGCGCGGCACUGACAGCUGCUCUCUACCUGCUCCGCAGAGUGUGUGUAAUAAUGGCCUGGAAAUCUGGAGGAGCCAGCCACGCAGAGCUUGUAAACAACCUCCGCAAAAAUGGGAUCAUCAAGUCAGACAAGGUCUGUGAAGUCAUGUUGGCCACAGACCGAGGCCAUUUCUCCAGAAGCAACCCCUACAUGGACUCCCCACAGUCAAUAGGCUAUCAAGCAACCAUCAGUGCGCCACACAUGCACGCCUAUGCAUUGGAGCUACUGCACGAUCAGCUGUAUGAUGGGGCCAAAGCUCUGGAUGUGGGGUCUGGCAGUGGAAUCCUCUCUGCAUGCUUUGCACGAAUGGUAGGUCCCAAAGGGAAGGUGAUAGGAAUUGACCACAUCAAGGAACUGGUAGACGAUUCUAUUACCAAUGUAAAGAAAGAUGACCCCAGCUUGAUAACAUCGGGUCGAAUCAAACUAAUAGUGGGAGAUGGGCGGAUGGGCCAUCCAGACGAGGCUCCUUAUGAUGCCAUCCACGUAGGCGCGGCAGCACCCAACGUGCCACAAGCACUCCUGGACCAGCUGAAGCCAGGUGGCAGGCUGAUUCUGCCCGUGGGGCCGGCCGGAGGGAACCAGAUGCUGGAGCAGUACGACAAGCUGGAGGACGGCAGCACCAAGAUGAAGCCCUUGAUGGGGGUGAUUUACGUGCCUUUAACAGACAAAGAGAAGCAGUGGUCCAGGUGGAAGUGACUUCCUACUCUCUCUCCCCCCUCUCUCCUUCACACAGUGGGCAAAGGGAUGAACUUUGAGGCGACAGACUGUCCAUAUUCCACAUUUCAGUGUGAACCUGGAGGAGACUCCUUUGGGUUCCAACAACAGCCAUUGGAUUUCUUUCAAAACAACAAACCAUGGUGAUUUUUUUUCUUCUUCAACUCUACCUAGAGUAUCAUGCUGAGGAAUAACCCCUGAAGUUGGUUAAAAAAAAAAGACUGUUGGAGAUUGAACAGAAGAAAGUGUCUGGGGUUCAUAAAAAUAAAAAAUAAAAAUGAGGCAUGCA